Molecule: messenger RNA, 552 nt
Organism: Procambarus clarkii (red swamp crayfish)
Lineage: Eukaryota; Metazoa; Arthropoda; Malacostraca; Decapoda; Cambaridae
Source: RefSeq, a predicted model, not a curated record
AUGACUGGCUACAUAACUGACUACAUAACUGGCUACAUAACUGGCAACAUAACUGGCUACAUAACUGGCAACAUAACUGGCUACAUGACUGGCUACAUAACUGACUACAUAACUGGCAACAUAACUGACUACAUAACUGGCUACAUAACUGGCUACAUAACUGGCUACAUAACUGACUACAUAACUGGCAACAUAACUGACUACAUAACUGGCUACAUAACUGGCUACAUAACUGACUACAUAACUGGCUACAUAACUGGCUACAUAACUGGCUACAUAACUGACUACAUAACUGGCUACAUAACUGACUACAUAACUGGCUACAUAACUGACUACAUGACUGGCUACAUAACUGACUACAUAACUGGCAACAUAACUGGCUACAUGACUGACUACAUAACUGACUACAUAACUGGCUACAUAACUGACUACAUAACUGAGUACAUAACUGGCUACAUAACUGGCUACAUAACUGGCUACAUAACUGGCUACAUAACUGACUACAUAACUGACUACAUAACUGGCUACAUAACUGGCUACAUGACUACAUAA